Sitophilus oryzae (rice weevil) is the source of this 2028-nucleotide messenger RNA. Its product is annotated as glucose dehydrogenase [FAD, quinone]-like. The coding region runs from base 105 to 1943 and encodes 612 amino acids. Gene Ontology annotation, molecular function: oxidoreductase activity, acting on CH-OH group of donors; flavin adenine dinucleotide binding. NCBI's taxonomy places the organism in Eukaryota, Metazoa, Arthropoda, Insecta, Coleoptera, Curculionidae. The record is from RefSeq and is a predicted model, not a curated record. The transcript has 9 exons.
AUAUUAUCAUCGAACUGUUGUAUUAGUGUAAAAUAUAAGUGAUCGUCUGAACAACCACGAGUAUUAUUAAAUAUUAUCCGCCUCGGCUGGCGGUAUAUCAUAAAAUGCGUGUCGUGAAUACAUCAACCGUAUUAAUUUUAAUAGUUGCGAGGGUCAGUUUUGGAUUAAAAUAUGAUAAUCUUGAAGAUUUCGUUGAUAUGGUUGAGGACAACAUCAACAAAGCCCUUAAUUAUACAAUUUCAAAAGAUAAUUCAGAUAUUUUGAAUUUGUCUAGUUCUACAGCAAAAGAUUUCGGAACAUUCGAUUUUAUAAUUAUUGGAGGAGGAGCUGCGGGAGCUAUCCUAGCUAAUAGACUGACGGAAAUUUCAGAAUGGAAGAUUUUACUUUUAGAAGCCGGUGGAUUACCUAAUGAUUUUACAAAAAUACUUGGCUUAAGUCCUUAUAAUUACUUUUCCACUCGAAGCUGGGGAUAUAAUAGCACAUCACAGAAACAUGCUUGUUUAGCUAUGAAGGAGGAAAAAUGCUCGUUGCCUCAAGGUAGAGUUAUUGGAGGCGGUACUACUAUUAAUGCUGGCGUAUAUGCCAGAGGUCAUCCAGAAGAUUUUGACAGAUGGUCGAAUGUUUAUGGUAAUCCAGGUUGGUCAUACGAGGAAGUCCUUCCUUACUUCAAAAAAUCCGAAAACGCUGUUUUUGAACCUAGAGAUUCGGACUACCAUGGUGAAGGAGGAUAUUACACUGUGGAUAUAAAUGCUGUAAAGCUAUUUAAACCGCUCUUUAAUGAGAAGGGUAUAGACUUCAUUGACGACUACAAUGGCAAAUACCAAAAUGGAAUUGCACAAGUUCAAAUGUCUCUGAAAGGAAACGAACGCGUCAGUACUUACUCCGCAUUUUUGGAAAACUUUACGUCCAGGUCCAAUUUGAACAUAAGUUUGCACAGUUUUGUUACAAAGAUUGCCAUUAAUAAUGCUACCAAAACUGCCUAUGGUGCCUAUUUUGUGAAGGAUGGUGUGAAUUAUUUUGCGAAAGCCAAGAAAGAAGUUAUUGUAUCAGCUGGAGGAAUUAAUUCUCCUCAGUUGCUUAUGUUAUCUGGAAUAGGACGAAAGAAACAUCUAAAGGAAUUGAAUAUACCUCUAGUCAAAUAUCUUCCUGUUGGUAAAUAUUUACAAGACCAUAUACUGUUUUUGGGAUUAAUAGUUCGGACGAACAGAAUAUUCUACAAUCAAACUAUGGCUGAAAUGCUGAAACUUUAUGAAGAAAAUCAGCGCCCUCUCAUGACCGGUUUUCAGGUGGAACUCGUGUCAUUUACCAAUUUCGGUAGAAACCAGAGCAUCAGACCCGAUAUAGAGUAUAUUAUUUCCACACCACCACCAAGCAGCAGUCAAUUCGAAAUUUUUUUUGGCAUAAAAGAUUCUUACAUGGACCCUUUCAACAUCAACACCAGCAGUGAUAUCUUAAUCUACACUUGUCUGAUGCACCCCAAAUCUCGAGGUUCCGUAACUUUGAAAUCGAAUUCUCCAUUGGAUAAACCUCUGAUCAAUCCCAACUACUUGGCCGAAGAUGAGGAUAUAGAAACCUUGUAUCGCGGAGUCGAACUCAUUUUGAGCAUGAACAACAGUCAGAUUUUGAAGAAUUAUGAAGCUUAUAUAGUGGAUGUCGAAUAUCCAAAUUGUGUAUCGUACAAGAAGUCUAGUAAGGAAUGGUGGUUUUGUGCAAUUAGACAAUUCACUUCUCCAAUUUAUCAUCCAGUCUCAACUAAUAGAAUGGGUCCAGAUCCAAAAACUUCAGUUGUCAACGCUCACUUACAGGUCCAUGGAAUGAAAAAGUUAAGGGUAGUGGAUAGCAGCGUGAUGCCAGAAUUGAAUUCGGGUCAUACCACUGCACCUGUUCUAAUGCUGGCUGAAAAAGCUUCGAAUAUUAUAAAAAAACAACACAAUAGAUAUUGAAUUUAUAACUUGCUAUAGUUUAAUCACAUGUUGAGAAAUAAGAAAAUAUUUAUAGAUACCAUAUAAAUUAUAGUUUAGUGUUUAA